AUGGUGCUCAAGGUGGUGGAGCACGGUGUCCACAAGGACAUCCCCAUCGCCGAAGGAGAAUUCUUCCUGCUGCCUCCGCGUGUUCCCCACUCGCCUCAGCGGUUUGAGAACACCAUCGGACUUGUGGUGGAGCGCGAGCGCGACCCUGAGAGUGAACUUGAUUGCAUGCGCUGGCAACUGAAGCUCGGCAAAGUGGACGUGGUGGAGGGCGUCGGCGGCUGA
Acanthamoeba castellanii str. Neff is the source of this 222-nucleotide messenger RNA. RefSeq names its product 3hydroxyanthranilate 3,4-dioxygenase. The record is from RefSeq and is a predicted model, not a curated record. NCBI's taxonomy places the organism in Eukaryota, Discosea, Longamoebia, Acanthamoebidae. Gene Ontology annotation, biological process: quinolinate metabolic process; 'de novo' NAD+ biosynthetic process from L-tryptophan. Gene Ontology annotation, cellular component: cytoplasm. Gene Ontology annotation, molecular function: 3-hydroxyanthranilate 3,4-dioxygenase activity; iron ion binding. The coding region runs from base 1 to 222 and encodes 73 amino acids. The transcript is spliced from 3 exons.